GUAGUUUACGUCGCGUAUAAAUAUGAGCUUAUUUACAUGUCUAGUUGUCUACCGCCCUUUAUUUAGUGAACAAGUGAUUUUUAUACCUUAGCUAGAACCCUCGUACAGCACUUGUCACAGACAGUCCGUGAAAUAUUAUGCCACAACUGGAACAGCCGAAGAAGAAGUUACCCCCAUGGUCUCAGGCAAAGGUUAACGUACCGGAUGUGAGUACUAUGACUCUCAAUGGGACUCCCUCACAGACUGUUCCCGUUCACAAUGUCCCAGAAACAGGACCCACGAACCCUCCCAUCUCUACCUCUGGAUCUGCACAUAUCUCUGUAUCUUCACCGGACGUUAUAUCCAACUCACGUAUAGACAAUGCAUCGACUGCGUCGGGGCCUAAUCCCACUGUGACAUACUCGAAUGCAAGUGGCACAGAGUCACCCACACCGCACCUAAAUAACAAGACAGAAGCAUCACACACCCAAACACCUUCAACAGUACCAACAAGCAUGUCGGUAGAAGCACAGGCAUUUGUUUCAAAUAGCACAGCCCCACCCACCGCCGAGCCACGGGGUCUCAACAGGUACACUACGAAUACACAACACAAUACACGCGGUGACGCACGGGAAGCACAGGCAGAGGUGAAGAACGAUAGUACAACACCACUAAAGCCGCCAAAGGGGAAAAGGAAAGCGUGCCGUUACUACAAGGCCACGGGACAGUGUAAGGCGGGAGAUGCGUGUGCCUUUCAGCACAAUACCACACAGCAGAACAGCACAAGGGCUGGUAGCGAGAGGACCAGCAGUGGGCACGGUACUGCGGGUAUAGAUAGUGAGGGUACAAAUAACAGGGGCGGAGAUAGUAGAGGUACGGGAGAGACCUCGCGCAGCCAAAGGAAUGCAAAGCGGGAUGCAAAGCGGGACGCAGUAAACAACCACACUCAGAUGGAGAAGGAUGUGGAAGUAGCGGACGGUCCCGAUAUUGAUUCAGGCAAUAAACCGGUAAAUUUCUUACACAUGCCGAAACGUAUUCAGUGUAGUGUGUAG
Molecule: messenger RNA, 1031 nt
Organism: Sphaeroforma arctica JP610
Lineage: Eukaryota; Ichthyosporea; Ichthyophonida
Exons: 1
Coding region: 138-1031 (297 amino acids)
Molecular function (GO): metal ion binding
Source: RefSeq, a predicted model, not a curated record